Euleptes europaea (tarantolino) is the source of this 2850-nucleotide messenger RNA. RefSeq names its product AKNA domain containing 1 (gene AKNAD1). The record is from RefSeq and is a predicted model, not a curated record. Lineage: Eukaryota; Metazoa; Chordata; Lepidosauria; Squamata; Sphaerodactylidae. Bases 1 to 2850 code for a protein of 949 amino acids. The transcript is spliced from 17 exons.
AUGCUUGACUACUCUGAGGACAAUACUGAUGAUGAACAAGAAGAACUGCCUUAUGAUGAUGAUGUACAAAAAAUAUUUCAACAUAACUGUGAUUUACAAAAUGUAAAGGAUUUCAUUUCUAUAGAAAACACUUUCUCCUUGCCAUUUCCACAAAUCAGCAGUCAUUCAGAAGAAUCAUCAAACUGUCACACACAACUGCAUCAAAGAAUAAAGGUACAUCUACCAUCAUCUCCAAGGAGUAAUGGCAUUGAAAUUGCUAUGGCAACAGGGAAGGAAUUACCAGCUGGGGAUUUUAACAAUUCAGGAAGAAAUCCAAAUUUCUCCAGCUCAAACAUUUCAGAUGUCCUUUUACGUCAUUUUCCCAAAGAAGAAUUAUCAAGUUCUUGCCAAUUAAUUGACUCUGAAACUAUUCCAGAGAUAUCAUAUACUGAAAGUUUUGAUGAAACUAUCCUAAAUAAAAUUAAAAUAUCAGAAAAUACAAAGAUCUCUUCUUUAAAAGAAAAUAAUAAUCUUGAAGAGAUAGAAAGAGAAGACAAAUGUGAAUCAAUUGAUAAAAGUUGGGAUUUGAUAGAAGAAAAGCAAUUUGUUAUAGAUAAGAGAGUGAAUUUCAGUUGUGAGCUAAAAGACUGCAAAGAAGACAAUCCACAUUUUAUAACUCAAAACGAAGAUACAAUGAAUGAAGAGUUAGGUUAUUUUCCAAAUCUAGAAGAAGAAUACCAAGAGCAAAAAUGUUUUCUGGAAAUGUCUGGUUCUUCUCAUAAAUUCAAAUAUGGUCAACAUCAGGUUAAUUAUCAGCUUCCUGAUUUCUCUAAAGUUCCUCCAAAGGUCAAAAUACCUAAAGGAAAUAAUAAUAAAUCUACACCUAUAAUAAAGAGAACCAAAUCUUCCCCAAAUUUGCUUGGUAAAUCAACAAUUGUGAAAGACAUUCUAGAAGAAAUGAAUUAUUUGGAUUGUGUUGCCAUGAAGAAGCAAGAAGAGAAAAUGAGAAUUCCUGAACUUGACCAACAGCUAGAGUUGCUGACAAAACAAGCUGAGGUUCAGAAUCGUAUUGAUCAUCAACGGUUUAAUACUAAGAUACUUCCUAGCCCAAAUUCUUGUAGUCCAAAACUUGGCAUUAAAGCAAGAGGUGGCGGAAUAACGUCUGAAAUUUCUACAGUUCCACCUGUUACAGUUCCUGUGAAGCCCAUGCUUGGCUUUUCUCAAACUUCUGUUUUAGAACUGCCAUCUAGAAGAAUGGUCUCACCCUUACCAUCAGCCGGUGCAUCAGCUGCGAGUCCUCCUCCUUUAUUACAAAAAGCAACAGGAGAAACAUUCUCUCAGAUGUUAAAGGAACAGACAGAAAAGCUGAAAACAAAAGUGGAAACGUUUUCCAAAUAUUUGGCGCAAGAUGUGCUUCCCGUUGAAGAACGCCAUCAGAUUUUAAAUCUGUUAAAAGAGCAUCUCGACCAACUGGAAUGGAAUUAUUUAGACACAAAAGAGAAGCAUUGUGCCUUACACCUCCACAAUUACAGAUACUCAUCAACAAACACUGGAGAGUUUGAUCCUGACAGGUCAGUAGAGGGAGAAAUAUUUAAACUUGGAAUGCUGCUAGAAGAUAUCAAAGAGAAAAUUGAUAAGAUGGGAAGCCCAAAUUACUCAACUUCUGCAACCUCUCCCUCACUCACACCAUGUGAAUCUAUGUGUUCCUGUUAUUCUAGUGGACCUGAGAGUCCAGUGAUUUCAGGCAUUAGUGAGCCUCCAUCAAAGACUGCUACUGGAGUGAAUAUUUUUAAGAAUGAAAAGUAUGGAGAAAAUAGAAACCAUCCUGUGGAAGUGAUUCCCCAGAGGAAAUACCAGCAACCAACUCAAAGUGACAGAUGUCGUCCUAUUCUUCAGAACCAACUAGAACCACAAAAGAGAACUGUCUAUGAACAAAGAAUAGUGGAGCCUCUGGAAGAAUCAAGACUGCCAGAAAACAAGCAAUCUAUCUAUUGUUGCUACUUUUCAUCUGACAAAGACACUGGUGGGUUACAAUCCCACAGGCAAUUGCCAACGAAUCAGAAUGAUAACAGUGAUCAAGAAAACACAGAUGGCUAUUGGGAAAUGAAAUCUCCACCUCCAGUCAAUCAGGAAUGUAACACCACUAAUCUAACAUUAUUGAAAAAACAAGGAAGCUUAACUUAUCCUUCAGAUCACUGUUUUCUUGAGGAACUGGAAGAUUCUGCAAAGGAACAUAAUAUAAUUAUACAUCCUAGGCUGAAAAUACAGUUAUCAAGUAAACCAAAUAAACAAAUUUAUUCCCCUUCUUCCAGUAGAAAUAAAAAGACAGAGUACACAAAAACAAAGGCAGACAGUGAAAGAUUCUCAAUCUUCUUGGAAGGAUCAACAGUGGAUCUAGAUGCAUCAGCAUUACCACAAAGAGAUAGGAAAUCCCAUUUUCACACAGAAAGAAAGAGAAACAACUUUGAGAAGAACAAUGACUGCAGUAUUGCUUAUUCACACGAGAAAAGCCUUGCCCUCCAAAGAUUUUAUUUCAAAAAACAACCAGAAGAGUUUAUAUAUAAACUUUCUGACAGACAAAACCUACAUAUUCCCAAAACUCACUACUCAAGGAUGUAUGACACUAUUAUCCUUUCACCUCACUACCUUGACAGUAAGAAUACCCAUGGAAGAUCAAUGAGUGAGCUGAGAAACAAGCAUACUGAAGACACAGAAUCAAAGAUCUUAAACUCCACUUUGGAUCACGUUAUACAGACUGCAAACAACUUGAAGAGAACCACAGAACACAUGGUGCAAGUUGUUUCAGAAGAUUUAGCCAGGGCUAAAACUCAGACAUUUCCCAGUGUUACAGCUAACCAGUACUACAUCUGA